This is a messenger RNA of Tarenaya hassleriana, 1198 nucleotides long. RefSeq names its product WRKY transcription factor 18-like. Gene Ontology annotation, biological process: regulation of DNA-templated transcription. The transcript is spliced from 5 exons. Lineage: Eukaryota; Viridiplantae; Streptophyta; Magnoliopsida; Brassicales; Cleomaceae. Gene Ontology annotation, molecular function: sequence-specific DNA binding; DNA-binding transcription factor activity. The coding region runs from base 234 to 1019 and encodes 261 amino acids. The record is from RefSeq and is a predicted model, not a curated record.
UAACCUCUCUCUCUCUCUCUCUAGUAGUUUAUAUUCUAUAAAUACCGCCAUGAACCACUUGAGAGCUUCUCAAUCACUCGACCCAAAUUGUGAGUGAAGCAAGCAAAUCAAGACUUUGCUCUCUUUGUUCAUCGAAUCUGGACACCGCCCUCGAACUCAAUACCAACCCUCUAGAGCUUGAUUUCGCCGGAAAACGUCCGAAGAGGGAAGAGUCGGACACUGCUUCUGCAGAUAUGGAGAGGACGUGGCUGGCAGAAGACGAGAGCACUAGAAUGUUGAAGGAGGAGCUAGAUCGGGUUAACACCGAGAACAAAAAGCUAAGCGAGAUGCUAGCCACUGUCUGCGAGAACUACUACGCUCUACAUAACCAUUUGAAGGAGCUGCUGAGCAAAAAGGGUUCAGGAGAUAACCAGAAAGAGCAAUCGACAAGGAAAAGAAAGUUCGAUAUGGACGAGUUUGUAGACUGCACGAUUGGACUCGGUAGUGGAAAAACCGAGAGUAGCUCCAGCGAAGAAGAUCGUCAUCAUCAUCAUCCAUCAUUAAAAGUCACUGAGUGCAUUGGAAAAUCUAAGGUUUCCAUGGUUCACGUGCCUGCAGAUAUGUCUGAUACAAGCUUGACUGUGAAAGAUGGAUAUCAAUGGAGGAAAUACGGGCAAAAGGUAACGAGAGAUAACCCGUCCCCUCGAGCUUACUUCAGAUGCUCUUUCGCUCCAUCGUGUCCUGUCAAGAAGAAGGUGCAAAGAAGUGUGGAAGAUCCGUCGUUCUUGGUAGCGACCUAUGAGGGGACCCACAAUCACCCGAGCCCGAACCCUUCGGGGGGCGAAACCCUGAGCCAUGGCAGGUCGAACAAGGCGGGUAUUGAUGUGGUUCAAAGUGGUGAAGAGAAGAAGAGGGAGAAGGAAAUAAUACCGGAGGUGAUAGUUCAGCAAAUGGCUUCUUCCUUGACGAAAGAUCCAAACUUUACAGCAGCUCUUGCGGCUGCAAUCUCUGGGAGAUUGUUGGCGCAGUCAAGAACUUGAGAAAUCUCAUUGUAAUCAAUUUUUCCCAUCUUUUUUUUUUGUUAAAGGCCAAGUCGAUUUUAGUCUACAUGUAAACUAGGAUAUCAAUUUGGACCCUAAGCAUGAAAUCUGACUGAGUCCAUCCAAAAAAAUAUCGGGUUUCGGAUUUAUAAAUAUAGGCACGAAAAGUUUCGAGUUUU